AUGAGAACCAGAAAUUCUGAUUUCUUGUUUAUUUUCUCUACCCUGCUAACAACAGCAACCAGCUUGGUGAUUUAUGAUUCUCCAUUGGCUGAGGCAUGUACAUCAUUUACCCGGACUCUAGACUGGGGCUGCUCAGAUAAUGCGGGUCAUAUGAAUGUGAAUAUAUGGUCUUGCCAAUGUGCAAGUAUUGAAUGGUUAGGAACAGUGACAAACUGUAUCAAGAAGUAUGGAAACAGUACACAUGAAAUUACCCAUGGAUACGAGCAUAUCAUGAAAAGAUGUAAGGCAAAGGCAAAUCUCACGUACACGCUCUCUGAUAUGUUGGCUUUCAAAAAGAAUGCUACAGAUUACAUUGAGCCAUAUUCAGAAGAGGAUACCACCAAUGUUUUGCAACACCCGGUCUCGAUUCCAACUACAAAUUUCAUAUACUACUACAGAAGUUAUUUUGACUUUGCUGAGGCUAUUAGAUUAUCUCAAAGACUAGGAUGGGGAUCUGUGGGAUAUUGGCUUGGUGUAUUUGGAAUUGCUGCAAUAUGGCAUUGGUUGGAAAUAUUCUACAAACUGCCACCUUCUUACCAGAAAUUCAUCACCAGAUACUUACUCUUACCUCAUGAUAAACUCCUAAGUAUGAAUACCUGGGAAUGGAUAGUUUGCUUUUUCUUCUGUAUCGAGGUUUUGCUAUCAUGCAUUAUCAAUUAUGAUACACCUUUAGGAGCAUAUCUUGCAACACAAUAUUAUAAGAUGAUCGAUCUUGUGUCUUUCAGAACAGACUUGAUUGGAUUUUCUGUUAUGCCAGUUGUAUACUUGAUGGGCACAAGAAACAACCCAUUUGUAUUAUUUGGAGGUUAUAAGAGAUCGCAAAUGAUCAAAUAUCAUAAAAUUGUGGCUUGGGUACUCUUUAUUAUGGCUAUCAUACAUUCAUGCAUUUGGACCAGAUAUCCAAUAGUUGAAGGUGGCGGAUAUUCAACUUGGGUCCAGGACAGUUAUUUCCAAUGGGGAAUAGUUGGUUCAGUCUGCUUGGGAGUAUUGCUAUUACAAGCUUUCAAAUUAUUCAGAGAUAUUAUGUAUCAGGUGUUUCUUGUGCUACAUCAGCUGUUAGCCAUAUUAUUUAUUGUAGCAAUGUGGCUCCACUGCAAUACUCUUGGAUGGAUGGGCUGGGUUUACUCUUUAGUUGCUAUUAUGACGCUUGACAGGGUUUGCCGAGUGAUGAGAAUCCUUCAGAAUGGACUUGUCAAUGAGGCUCAAGUGGAGUGCUACAAUAAAACAAUUCUAAAGCUCACAUUUCACAAACCCAAAUUCUUUAUCUUCUUUACAGGCUGCCAUGUAUAUUUGCACUUUCUCAAUCCAUGGUACACGUGCUACCGGUCGCAUCCUUUCUCCGUAGUGAAGUCAAUAAACUACGAUGGAAAGCUAGAAAUUUACAUUCGCGUGAAGAAGGGAAUGACAAAACGGAUUGCUUGUACAAAUGGAACGACAAAGGUUCUUAUAGAUGGUCCAUACGGUACAAUUAGCAGACAUCAAAGUGAUGAGAGUGAUUCAAAGUUUGACAAGAUAAUUGGAAUAGGAGGAGGAGCAGGAAUAACGUCAAUUCUAGCAAUCAUGAACCAGAUCCCAGAAGGAACAAAAAGCAGGUACUACGUUUUGUGGUUGACUAACUGCCAAUCUGAUAUUGAAUGCCUUGCUGGUCCAUUGGCAGGGCUUGCUAAAAAAAAGAAUGCUUUCAUCGAAGUCUACGAUACAUCCAAAGAAGAUGAUGAAUCUCAAGUUACCAACGAAAAAAGUGCAUUUUCGAGCGAUAGCAACUCCGGACACGGCAUUAGUGAGAAAGAAUGCUCUCUGAUAAAUUUCCAUAGACAAGGCCGCCCAGAUCUUAGCAAACAUAUCCAAUCAAUAACCAAGGAAAGCUCAAAGGUGAAAAUAUACACAUGUGGGUCGUCAAAAUUUGUGAGAAGUGUUGAUGUUAUUGCUGAAGGGCUAAUGGACACGGGUAAGUUUGUGGAGUAUCAUAAUGAGAAUGGUGAAUGGUGA
Messenger RNA from Brettanomyces bruxellensis, 2028 nucleotides. RefSeq lists its product as uncharacterized. Gene Ontology annotation, cellular component: plasma membrane. The transcript has a single exon. Gene Ontology annotation, molecular function: ferric-chelate reductase activity. The coding region runs from base 1 to 2028 and encodes 675 amino acids. NCBI's taxonomy places the organism in Eukaryota, Fungi, Ascomycota, Pichiomycetes, Pichiales, Pichiaceae. The record is from RefSeq and is a predicted model, not a curated record. Gene Ontology annotation, biological process: copper ion import; iron ion transport; intracellular iron ion homeostasis.